UGGGCAGGUAGUGGGCAGGUAGUCGAGUUUGAAGGCUCAUUUUAAUCUUAAUCCAGUCAUUAUCAGUUCACUGAAUAACAACUUAACCCGAGAUAUGGACACUUGCAGAGAUGUUGGAAAUAUGCAGGCAAAGAAGCCAGAUGAGUAUGAUCUUUUCUUGCAGUAUGUCUCAAUAGAUGGGAACAGCCUCACAACUGCUGAUUUGGUCUGUCUGGGAAAAGGAUUUUGUAAGAUUAAGCUGAGUGCUGAGGUGGAAGAGCGUGUGAUCAGGGCUGAAAAGGUUAUUGAGAAGAUAAUAUCUGAAAAUCAAGUUGUUUAUGGAGUUAAUACAGGCUUUGGAAAAUUUGCACAAACUGUUGUAAAGAAAGAUCAACUCAAGGAGCUGCAGGAAAAUGUUGUUCGCUCCACAAGUGCUGGGGUCGGACCCCCACUGAGUCCGGAAAGGACCCGGAUGCUUCUUGCUCUCAGGAUUAACGUCUUAGCUAAAGGUUAUAGUGGCAUCUCCUUGGAGACUCUUCAAAAAAUGGUCUUGGCUUUUAAUGCCUCCUGUCUCUCCUGGGUUCCUGAGCAAGGGACUGUAGGUGCGAGUGGAGAUCUGGCCCCUCUUGCUCACCUGGCUCUGGGGCUGAUGGGAGAGGGACGCAUGUGGUCACCACAGACCGGCUGGACUGACGCCAUGACUGUAUUAGAAGAACACGGUCUGACCCCAAUGUCCCUGAAACCUAAAGAGGGAAUUUCUCUGAUUAACGGGACGCAGCUGAUUUCAUCACUGGGUGCUGAGGCAGUAGAGAGAGCAGAAGCGAUCUGUCGGCAAGCUGAUGUCAUCGCGGCUCUCACUUUAGAGAUGCUGAAGGGAACCAACAAAGCUUUUGACAUGGAUGUCCAUGAGGUGCGGCCUCACCCAGGUCAGAUUUUAGUCGCCCAGAGAUUUCGCUCCUUAAUUCACUCGGACUUCUUUCCUUCAGAAAUCACAGAUGAGAAGUCCUAUAAAGGUGUUCAAGAUGCCUAUACACUGCGAUGUUGUCCACAGGUGCAUGGAGUAACUAAUGACACAAUUUCUUUUGUGAAGAAUAUUCUCAACACUGAGCUGAACAGUGCCACAGAUAAUCCUCUGGUUUUCCCAGAGCGAGGAAUCACUAUAUCAGCGGGAAACUUCCACGGCGAAUAUCCUGCUAAGGCUCUGGACUUCCUGGCUAUAGGAGUGCAUGAGCUGGCGAGUAUUAGUGAGCGGCGCAUCGAGAGGCUUUGUAAUCCCUCUCUCAGUAAUCUCCCUGCCUUCCUGGUGAAAGGUGGAGGAUUAAACGUGGGCUUCAUGGUGGCCCACUUCACUGCUGCUGCCCUGGUGUCAGAGAAUAAGGUGCUGUGCCACCCGGCCUCUGUGGACUCUCUGUCCACCAGUGCAGCUGCAGAGGACCACGUGUCUAUGGGUGGCUGGGCAGCCAGAAAGGCCCUGAAGGUGGUCGAGCACGUGGAGCAGGUCCUUGCCAUAGAGUUACUCGCUGCCUGUCAGGCUCUGGAGUUCCACCGGCCCUUAAAGACCACAGCACCUCUGGAGAAGGUCUAUGAGCUGCUGCGCUCUGUAGUCAGGCCCUGGGACAAAGAUCGUGUUAUGAGCUCUGAUAUUGAAGCAGCUCACAAGCUCCUCUUAGAGGAGAAGGUGUGGGAGGCAGUUCUACCAUAUAUGGAGCAGUAUAAGAAGAAUGAACACCAACAUCUCUCUUCUUCUAAUCGCUCAUCUGAAUCGCUUUUGUUGUAAUACAGUAAAAUGUAGCUCGGAAGCAGACGACUAAAUUUGUUGAAUCUUUUUAAUUCAAAUAAAAUGGUAAACGAGGCAGCAUAAUACAUUACACAAUGAUUUAAUGAGUAGUAUUUUGAGCUUGUGGAUUUUUUUUAAAUCGUGGAGUGUUAUUUUAAAAAAAUCUGUAAGUAUAAUUAGCUAUAUUGGUAAGAAGAAAAAGAAUACAUUUCUAGAAAUUAAAAAUAAAAUGAUUAUAUCAUG
Tachysurus fulvidraco (yellow catfish) is the source of this 1999-nucleotide messenger RNA. Its product is annotated as histidine ammonia-lyase-like. Gene Ontology annotation, cellular component: cytoplasm. The transcript is spliced from 20 exons. Bases 95 to 1756 code for a protein of 553 amino acids. The record is from RefSeq and is a predicted model, not a curated record. NCBI's taxonomy places the organism in Eukaryota, Metazoa, Chordata, Actinopteri, Siluriformes, Bagridae. Gene Ontology annotation, biological process: L-histidine catabolic process. Gene Ontology annotation, molecular function: histidine ammonia-lyase activity.